This is a messenger RNA of Lagenorhynchus albirostris (white-beaked dolphin), 372 nucleotides long. RefSeq names its product MORF4 family-associated protein 1-like. NCBI's taxonomy places the organism in Eukaryota, Metazoa, Chordata, Mammalia, Artiodactyla, Delphinidae. The record is from RefSeq and is a predicted model, not a curated record.
AUGCGCCCCUUGGACCGGGACAAGGUAGAAGCACCGGCGGAAGUGGAAGUUUUGGGGCCCUAGGAAGAUUUGGAGCAGUUCCUGCUUCCAGUCAUCCGUGGGGUGCGGGAGGAUAUGGUGGCUCUCCCACGAGUGUACCUGAGGACCAGGAGUAAGUUGUGGAAGAUGGAUAAUAUGCUCAUGCAGAUAGAAAUGCAGGUGGAGACCUCGGAGGAGAAAGCCUUGAAUCACCUUCAGCAUCCCAGUGGGGAAGCUGAUGAGAGAGUACCAGAGUUGUGCCGGAAGGUGGAGGAGAAAGCCAAGGAGAUUGCGAAGAUGGCAGAUUUGAUGGUGGAGCUGGUUUGGCAGAUAGAGAAAAGCAAAUCGUCUUGA